Messenger RNA from Maylandia zebra (zebra mbuna), 1726 nucleotides. RefSeq names its product asparaginase and isoaspartyl peptidase 1 (gene asrgl1). Gene Ontology annotation, cellular component: cytoplasm. Lineage: Eukaryota; Metazoa; Chordata; Actinopteri; Cichliformes; Cichlidae. The record is from RefSeq and is a predicted model, not a curated record. Gene Ontology annotation, molecular function: asparaginase activity.
UUUCAAGGCGCAGACGCGUGUGUGUUUGGAUCUGUGUGCUGCGUGAUAUUAUUUGAGUGACACUUCUUGCCAGAUGACUGACCUCUUGCCAGUGGUGGUGGUGCAUGGAGGGGCAGGGUUUGUCCCAAAGGAGCGGAUGGAACUGUCCAUUUCAGGGGUUUGUGCAGCAGUGCGGACAGGGUACGCUAUCCUCAAGGGAGGGGGCAGCAGCAUGGAUGCUGUGGUGGAGGCUGUGAGCCAGAUGGAGAAUAACCCUGCCUUCAAUGCAGGCUGUGGGUCAGUGCUGAACAUCAAAGGAGAGGUGGAGAUGGAUGCUAUCGUGAUGGAUGGCAAAACACUGGCAAGCGGAGCAGUGUCCGCAGUACGCAACAUAGCUAACCCCAUCCAGCUAGCAAGACUUGUUAUGGACAAGACCAGUCACGCGUAUCUGACAGCCGAAGGUGCUAAUCAGUUUGCUCGAUCCAUGGGGAUUGAGGAGGUCCCCCAGGAGUCCCUCAUCACUGAGUAUUCCCGCAUGCGCUGGAGGAAGAACCUUGCACCUGAUGCCAACCCUGUGGAGUGCCAAAUGGGGAAGGCAGGCACAGUUGGUGCAGUAGCAGUUGACUUAGAGGGCAACUUAGCCUGUGCAACUUCCACUGGUGGGAUGCUGAACAAGAUGGAAGGUCGGGUGGGUGACACCCCCAUCAUAGGGUCUGGAGGGUAUGCUGACAACCAGUCAGGAGCAGUGUCCACCACAGGCCACGGUGAGACCAUCAUGAAGAUUACACUGGCCAGACUCAUCCUGUUCCACAUGGAGCAAGGUCGGUCGGUAGAAGAUGCCAGUGACUUGGGCCUGGCCUGCAUGCAGUCCAGACUUGGGGGGCUAGGCGGGGUAGUGACAGUGGAUCCUCAGGGCCACUGGGCUGCCCGCUUCAGCAGCAACUACAUGUCGUGGGCUGCAGCCCAGAGGGAUAUUGUGCACUAUGGCCAGUACUCUGGAGAACACUUCACCCAAAGCAUCAACUGAUGGAUGUUGUUGUUCUUUUUUUUUUAACUAUCAUUUUUAAGAGAGAAUUUGAUACUACUUGGACAACAAAAGAAAUUCAGUACAAGUUUAUCCGGGUGCUAAGAUAGAUGGUCAUUGUGCAUUUGAUUAAAACACAAAGUUAUAACACAAAAUGUUUUUAUCCGCAAAGGCUUACAGAGCCUAUGAAUUCUAGGCUGGAACUAAUUUCAGAUUACACUCUUAAAACUGAUCUUUAAUGCAGUCUUAACAUUGCCUUAGUGCUUGUAUGUUAGCAAUCACCAAUCACAUCAGGCCUAGCAAGGGCUUUAUUUAGGAUAAAUGGUAUUAAGCAAUAAGUUCAAAAUCACCAGUAAAUCAUGUGUAGAUGAUUGUUUUUGGCAGCAUUGUACCAGAAACCAAGUCCAGACCGUAACCGUGAAUACCCAUGAACGUUUUUUUAUUGUAUGUUCAUUAAGUUCAGGUUUCGAGUGAGUCUGUGCAGGAAGCAAAGUGGACACGAGUCCUGUAGGUCCUGUACAGGACUUAAGAACUCCAAGCCAUUCAUUUGAUCUCAUUUCUUAAGAAUAAAAUUACAGAGUUGUUUAAAUUUCUUGAUUGAAAAAAAGAGUUUUCGUGAGAUUUCUUUAAAUGAAUGUUUGAAUGGCAAUCACAGCAAAAUAAAUCGGAAACUGAAAAUGUGGUGUGGGGACUUUAAAUAAACUGAAUUGAAAUAUUUGUGAA